Molecule: messenger RNA, 597 nt
Organism: Mizuhopecten yessoensis (Yesso scallop)
Lineage: Eukaryota; Metazoa; Mollusca; Bivalvia; Pectinida; Pectinidae
Exons: 1
Coding region: 1-597 (198 amino acids)
Biological process (GO): DNA integration
Molecular function (GO): nucleic acid binding
Source: RefSeq, a predicted model, not a curated record
AUGGUCCGAGAAGCUACUGCAUCAGACAGCACAUUCGUCAACCUCAUUCACCACCUAGAGGCUGGAUUUCCUGAAGAUUGCAGAGAGCUAUCUACUGAGUUGCGUCCCUAUCAUCGCUUUGCAGCCAGUCUGUGUGUGGUGGAUGGUGUGGUACUUAUGGGUCAACGCGUGGUUAUCCCACUUGCACUUCGAACGCAUGUACUUAAUGCACUACAUGCAGCCCACAAAUGUGUCAGUGCUAUGCGUGCACGUGCCAUAUCCUCAGUGUAUUGUCCUGACAUCACAGUUGACAUUGCAAGAGUAAGGGACCAAUGUUCACAUUGCCACCAGAUGGCUAAGUCCAACCCGAUGCAGCCCCUAUCAGACAUAACACCAACAGCGUACCUAUUUCAGAUGAUCUGCAGUGACUACUUCACUUACAAUGGCAAGGACUAUGUGGUGAUCGUGGAUAGAUAUUCCAACUGGCCUAUAGUGCACAGAUCAGAUUCUUGGGCAGAUGGUCUUGUCAAACGACUGCGAGAGACUUUUGUGACAUUUGGCAUUCCUGAAGAGUUGACAUCAGAUGGGGGCCCGCAGUUUACAGCAGGGAAUACAUAG